This is a messenger RNA of Drosophila persimilis, 1348 nucleotides long. RefSeq names its product zinc carboxypeptidase. Gene Ontology annotation, biological process: proteolysis. The transcript has 5 exons. NCBI's taxonomy places the organism in Eukaryota, Metazoa, Arthropoda, Insecta, Diptera, Drosophilidae. Gene Ontology annotation, molecular function: metallocarboxypeptidase activity; zinc ion binding. Bases 16 to 1305 code for a protein of 429 amino acids. The record is from RefSeq and is a predicted model, not a curated record.
UGCCAAGCACUGAACAUGGGCUACACCUUCACUUUGCUCUUGGCUCUGGCACUGCUCCACAUCGCCCGGGGGGCAUCUGUGGGUCAGGACAGCAGGAUACGCUAUGACAACUAUUCCGUCUAUAAGAUCAAGUACGAGAGUCUCGGACAGCGCAAUCUUCUGCGACAACUGGCAGAGGAUCGGAAUAAUUUCAGGCUGUGGCAUGAGGCCAAGGAUGAGCUGCACCUGAUGAUCAGCCCCUACGGUUUGCCCGAGUUCCAGGCGGAAGUGUUGAAGGCCAAUGUCAGUGCAGAGAUCUUCAUACCCAAUGUGCAGGAGCUAAUCGACGUGGAGACGGAUGAAAACUCUAGAGCCUCGAGCGAUGAUUUUGGCUGGAAAAAGUAUAAUUCGUUGGCCGAAAUUGAGGCCUGGCUGGACGAUAUACUCGCCAGAUAUCCGGUAAUUACGGAAGGUUUUGUCUUGGGUACAUCCUACGAGGGUCGCACCAUACGCGGCCUGAAGAUCUCCUACAAAUCGGGUAAUCCCGGUGUCUUUAUUGAGUCCAACAUUCAUGCCCGCGAAUGGAUAACUUCGGCCACGGCGACAUGGCUUAUCAAUCAGUUUCUCACUUCCGAGGAUCCGCUGGUAAGGACCUUAGCCGAGAGCCACGACUGGUACAUUGUGCCCGUGCUAAAUGUAGAUGGAUUUGUGUACACCCAUGAAAAGGAUCGCAUGUGGCGCAAGACGCGUCAGCCCUCGGAGAUUUCUGCCUGCGUUGGCGUCGAUCCCAAUCGCAAUUACGACUCCCAUUGGAUGGAGAACGGUGGUGCCUCCUCGAACCCCUGUGCCGAGGACUAUGGGGGACCGCAUGCCUUCUCCGAGCCGGAGAUCCAGGCCAUGUCCGACUUUGUGGGCAGCAUCAAGGAGAAACUCAAUGUGAUGCUGGCCUUUCACUCCUACAGCCAGCUACUGCUCUCGCCCUAUGGCCAUACCAAAGAGGAAUAUCCCGAAAAUUUCGACGAUCUGAUGGAGGUGGCCAAGGCCUAUGGCGAUGCGGUUGAGGCGUUCCCCUAUGGCACAGUCUACAGAUAUGGUUCUGCUGCGGGAAUACUUUAUCCCGCCUCGGGGGCAACCAAUGACUGGGCCUACAACGAGCAGGGCAUCGAGAUAUCCUACACCAUCGAGUUCCGGGACACGGGUCGCUAUGGCUUCAUCCUGCCCCCGGCGCACAUCGUGCCCAAUGCUGAGGAGGCGCUCAUUGGGAUUACCGCAUUGUUAGAUAAGUGUAAAACGUUGGGUUAUCUGGAGCUGAAAUAUAAUUUGUAAUCGAAAGCAUAAUAAAAGAAUUAAGAUUCGAUUACGAAAGCGA